Molecule: messenger RNA, 1813 nt
Organism: Cavia porcellus (domestic guinea pig)
Lineage: Eukaryota; Metazoa; Chordata; Mammalia; Rodentia; Caviidae
Product: cTAGE family member 2-like
Exons: 1
Coding region: 456-1472 (338 amino acids)
Biological process (GO): endoplasmic reticulum to Golgi vesicle-mediated transport; protein secretion; vesicle cargo loading
Cellular component (GO): endoplasmic reticulum membrane; endoplasmic reticulum exit site
Source: RefSeq, a predicted model, not a curated record
GGCAACUACUCACACAGCCUUGUGUGAUGGAGUGGAAAAGCACUGUGGAUCUGCCUUCUCUUAAUUUCAUGGAGAACUUUUUGUUCUAUUUGAAGUAGUUUGGCAGUAAGAAGAGAAAAACAGCUCGUUCUCCAGCUUUCAGGACUCAUUAAAGAAAAGUACCAACUGUUGGACAAACUCAGCAAGCCUCAGAAAGAACACGAAGCCUUAGAGACAACUCUCAAGGAGGCCCACCUGGAAGAGGAGACCAGGACAGCACAGCAUCCGGAGGCAGCCAAAAAGAAGGUGUCGAGGAACGGAGCCAAGAUUCAAGAGCAGAUACACUGCCUCCUCAAAGAGUGAAAAGAAGAGCAAUCAGAACGUUUUUGACAACAGCAAUCAGAGAUGGCAGAGAUAUCCAACAGGAUCGGGUCUCAAGCAGAGAAUCAACAUCAGUGACAUCUGAAAUAGCUAACAUGGAGGUUGCCACACUGAUCACAAACAAAAAGUGGCUCCAGAGAGAAAAGACAGAUGCUCUGAGUGAGAAUGUCCAACUCCACAAAAACCAAUCACAGCUUUCCCAGGAAGCUCAACAGUGGAAGGAACAAGUAGGUGAACUCACCUCACAGAAGAGGGCACUGCAAGACUCCCAGGCUGAAGCAGAACAACUGCUUCGAGAGAAAGGAAAACCUGUCAAGGCUCUGCCCCAGUGCCUGCUCAUCAACACAAAAGGCUGGGCUUCUGAGAUCCCAAAACACAUCACACAGCCUGAGAACUCACAGCAGGAAAUCAAGACUCAACUGGAAAAUGGUCCUGGUUCAGGUCAUCAGCCAACAGUGCCUUUGGAGAAACUGGUCUAUGGUGCUCGAUUAAAUGCAUCCUUAAACUCUAUGGAAGAACAAAGAAACCAACUUCGCACUCAACUUUGGGAGGCAAAGAAAAAUAAGAAAGAACUGGCAGAGUCUCUGCAACAUCUCCAGACUCAACAAGCAUCUCUGAAGGGAGCAAAUGCACAGCUGCAAGGGGAGCGCCAGAAGCUUCAGCAGAAGCUCACAGUGAUGGCAGAGGUUCACCACCAAACAAUGCUGAGUGGCCACACCAAACUGAGACAUCAGGCCACAGCCUGGGCAGAGCAAGAAAAGAAACUAUCCAUACGGGAAAAGGAGGGGGACCACACUGCUCAAGAGCUGGAGACCUACAGGAAGAUAGCCCAGGAUAUGCAGGAGGAGUUGGAGAAGACCAUUAACUUCUACCAAAGGCAGGUGACCUACAUGCAGAAGGAAGCCCAUGAGAUCUGGGAAAGAGCUGCCACUGCUGAAAGACUCUUCAGGGAGUUGAGGAUGGAAAAUGCUCUCACCAAACAGAUCCUGUGUGCCAUGGAGGUAAAGGCUUCCCUGUUAAGCCAAGAUCCUGCCACUCUCAGUGUGAUAAAGAGCGCACCAGGCAGAGAGCAUUCACAGCGUGGUCCUUCCCUUCAAGGUAGGCCAGCUUGAGCAAGGAGAUCUGCUCAGCCUCUUCCAUCACUGUGGGAGGAGCUGCUGGCAUCUUCAGCUUCCUCUCCAUUAGGGCCAGCAACCCCAGCCUGAGGCUCUCAGAAAAGUCACAUUCAGCUCUGCCUAUCCUAAGCCAAACUACUGAGUAGGGCCUGAUUCCUCCAGCCUUCCCUCCACCAUUUCUAACCUCUCCCACAGGCCAAGUUCUCAGAGUCCCCUCCUCCUCUUCUGCCUCCUCCAAGAGAGUCUCCACAUCAUAGGUAUCUCCCCAACCCAGAGCCAGCAUUCCCCAUGAGAAAACUCUCUUCAUUGUAACUUAUUCCCCCUUACUGUCUGCAUCU